UWAAGUCCUAAGGGMCACGGGUAUAWCUAUUUYUGGCAGCGAGGAAAGAGCGACAGACACUUAAAGGACACUUACGAAAGUAUCUUGAUGAAAAUGAAUACAAACAUAACAAAUAAUUCUGUGGAUACAACAAGUUGUACUAAUUCUUCGAUAUCGUCAYUUCAGAUUGCUAAGGGAGCUAUUUUGAUUACAACGUCUCCUUUCAGUAUACUUGGAUCAGCAUCAAUAGUUAUUGCAGUAAUCGUAAAAAAGAAACUGCUCAAUCCAGAGGUGAGACCACUCUUUCAUCUUUCCGUGGCUGACUUUUUGGCUUCUUCAUUCUGGUGUCUUUAUGGUGCACUAAUAUUAUACGUACCAUUUGGAUCGAGUUGUUCCGGAAUAGAGUUUUGCCCGUAUUUGCAAACCAUUUUGGGYUGUCUGUUACCUCAUACUUGGUUUUUCACUAUUCUGCAUGCAUAUGAAGCAUAUUCAAGGCUUACAGCACACUUGAGUAGAAGAACAUUUCCUAGAAUUGACGAGACAUCUUUAAGGAUAUUUUGUGUGUACGCGUUUGCUUGGAUUUGUCCUGUGGCCGUGGUAUGUUUAUUUCUUAUUCUGAGUUUAGAAAACGGUCAACCUCUACAUGAUGAGACCUGUGACGUGUAAGUAUAACAAAUUAUUAUUAUUUKCAAUGUGAUUACUUUGCAAUGCGCAGUGAACAAUCUGAAAAAGAACACCUCAUAGGGGGAGGGUUGGGGAGUGUGG
Molecule: messenger RNA, 744 nt
Organism: Exaiptasia diaphana
Lineage: Eukaryota; Metazoa; Cnidaria; Anthozoa; Actiniaria; Aiptasiidae
Exons: 7
Coding region: 88-645 (185 amino acids)
Biological process (GO): adenylate cyclase-activating G protein-coupled receptor signaling pathway
Cellular component (GO): plasma membrane
Molecular function (GO): G protein-coupled receptor activity
Source: RefSeq, a predicted model, not a curated record